Messenger RNA from Drosophila guanche, 2200 nucleotides. RefSeq names its product zinc transporter 9 (gene ZnT49B). The record is from RefSeq and is a predicted model, not a curated record. Gene Ontology annotation, biological process: transmembrane transport; zinc ion transport. Bases 231 to 2171 code for a protein of 646 amino acids. NCBI's taxonomy places the organism in Eukaryota, Metazoa, Arthropoda, Insecta, Diptera, Drosophilidae. The transcript is spliced from 8 exons. Gene Ontology annotation, cellular component: membrane. Gene Ontology annotation, molecular function: monoatomic cation transmembrane transporter activity.
GAAUGGGGUAACAUUUUUUGUAAAGAAUUGUUUAGUCAAAAUUAUAGUACAAUUCUGGGGCAAAAAACGUCUGAAUAGAAGUGAAACAAAGUCAUUUUUUCAUCACAAGGUGUACGUGCACACAAUCAUUACUCUUAGUUUUGCGCCACAAAUCAUAACGCAACAAUAGACAACACCUGAUUGAGUCUAAAAUUGAGACAGCGCGCCGUAGCAUUGCUGCGUGGAGCAGGAUGCUGUUUCGCAGCGUGCAGCUCCUGCAGCGAAGACACCAGCAGUUCGGCAGAGCUAUUAGUCACUUGUCUGCCCGACAUGCCACCGGCAAAAGUUGUAUGCAAAAUGAUUUGGAAAUCUUCAAGGCCCAAGCGCUUACGCGUCCCGGCAUGUUCUUUCAGUUUCGCUGUAGUGCCGGAGGCAGCGAUUCCAAUAAAAAGGAGAAGCUGGCGCUUGAUAAAGUCGUCGGACCUGUUCAGGAGUCGAAGGAAGAGACGAAGGAUACUGGGCGCAAGACGAAUGUUAUACAAACAAAAAACUUCGAGGUAAAAACUUCCAAAGGGAUGCUAACCAUCAGCACGACCAUUGAAGACUCGAAGAUCAAUGAGAUUGUAUUCGAGAAAUCAGACACAUCGGCCAUCAAUAUGAUGUCCAAUACGAGUACUACUGUAGAAGGAGGAACCAAUAGUACAACUGCCCCUGAACCCCCGCCUGGCUCCACUACAUCUGCUCCUAAGUCGCCGCCACCUCUUAAGGACACCAAGAGCAGUCCGACAGCACCACCUGCAGAGACUCCACCUGUUGUCACACCCGCACCAAAGCGCGCACGCUUCGAUUAUCGAGCCUCACUAGAACGCAAUUUUGUGACUCCUGGGAGAGCAAUUGCAGAUUUUAUGUUAACGGCUGCUGACCUGGACUCUCUAUCGAAGAUCAAGAGGAGAUCUCCCUACGAACAAGAACCUCCCAUGACCGUCUAUUGGCGACGGGAUGUGGAGGCAAAAGCUGUUGAAGUAUGGGGCUCCAAGGAGAACCUUCUGCGCGAGCGUCUCAAGCGAGAGGUGGAACGCAAACAGUACCAGCAGAAUUUGUUCACUGUGAAACGCCGACUGCGCGACUAUCGCCGGGAGAUUGGUUCGCGAACCAAAAUAAUGAUAGACAAUCAAAAAGAGUCGGAGAAGUCUGGCCAAGUAGUGGCCACAGCCAUUGCUAUCAAUGCGGCUAAUUUGCUCUUUAAGACAGGUGGAUGGGUGUACAGUGGCUCCCACAGCAUGUUCGCCGAGGUCAUUCACUCGCUGGCUGAUCUUAUUAACCAGCUUAUACUCGCUUUUGGCAUCUACAAAUCCUCGCAGAGUCCUGAUAUGGACCAUCCCUAUGGUUACAUGAACAUGCGUUAUGUGUCUUCGCUGAUCUCAGGAGUGGGCAUCUUUUGUGUGGGCUGCGGUCUGUCCAUCUAUCACGGCAUUGAGGGCAUUCUUCAUCCGCAGCCCAUCGCCGAUCUUUUUUGGGUCUACUGCAUUCUGAUGGGCUCGCUAGUGUCCGAGGGCGCUACCCUCAUGGUAGCCGUAAAUGAGCUGAAGCGUGCGGCCCGUGUAAAUAACGUGAGCUUCAAGGAAUAUGUUAUUUCCGGCAAGGAUCCCUGCGUGAAUGUGGUGCUUUGUGAGGAUGCCGCUGCCGUGACUGGGGUUAUUGUAGCCGGCACCUGCAUGGGACUGAGCAGCUAUACGGGCUCACCCAUUUUCGACGCCGCAGGAUCGCUUGUAAUUGGCGGUCUGCUAGGAGCCGUGGCAUCUUUCAUUAUUUACACCAAUGCCAACGCCCUGGUGGGUGUCUCCAUUUCGACCGACCGCUUGGAGAAGAUCAACAGUGCGUUGGAGGCUGAUGUCAUGAUCCGAGCUAUCUAUGAUGUGAAGGGCAUUGAUAUUGGCAAUGCUCGUGUUAGAUACAAGGCUGAGCUUGACUUUGAUGGUCGUGAGCUGACGCGCUCUUAUCUGGACAAACAGGAUCUCGCCAAGCUACUUACCACUGUUCGUGGAUUCCAAAAGGUGGAAGAUUUGGAGAUCUUCCUGCUCGCCCAUGGCGAAAACAUUGUAGACCUCAUGGGCGGUGAGAUUGAUCGCAUUGAAAUGAAUCUUCGGACGCAAUUUCCGGAAAUACGACACGUAGACCUUGAAAUACUUUAAGACCGAUCCGAGAGAUUGUUUAAUACAAA